AUGGUCAGGAAUAGAUCCAAAUCCCGUGAGAGGACUCCACCUCAUCUGCCGAGUUUGGAUGUCGAAACCAAUGGAAAUGGAAGCCAUUCUGCCUCAUUGAGAGGAUCCCAUCAUAGCCGAGUGCCAGAGAUUCCAAAUCAGCCACUGAACACACUUCUGCCUCAAUUGGACAAUGACACAGAACAUCCUCUGGCGUAUUAUGUCACUCAGAAUGUGGUGCUCAAGCUUGCGGAUGACAGACCCCCUUGGUUGUCCGUAUCCAAAUCGUCCGAGAAAGGCGUGUAUGAUUUUUUCAAGAACAACACUCGAUUUCAGACGAAACUCAUUGACGAGUUCGUUAAGGACGCUCUUUUCCUGGAGAUUUCCGGGAUGUGUGCGUCGAUUAUGACAGAAACCGAAUCGUCCAAUCAAGAAGAAGCCAAGAUCAAUGGAUGGCUUGAAAGUCAGGUCAUUACAGAUGAGGUGUAUCACCUCACAGAGAAGAUUGUGUGGGAGACCUUAUGGGAUACAGCUCGGAAAAUGGAGAAGGAGGAUGUGGACCACUUACAUGAGACAUACAGAAAUGAACCCCCCGACGAGAACAUGUUGCAAAUCUUGAAGAAACGAUACUCCACCCCGCUCAAGCCUGAAGAAGGAAAGCCCCUCCUGACCAAUAAUUGUGGUGAAAUCAUCUAUCACCUAAACAAGAUGAUGCUGAAGGGCACUCUCAUGGAGAACUACGCCAUUCGAAAGCUACAAGAUCUAGUUAUAACACAAGUUGCUGGAAAAGUUGUGUUAGACGAGGCAUUGAAAUUCAUGGAGGACCACAUGGCCGAGAUCGACGAGGAGGAGCGAAUCGAAAAUCCUCCACGAAAUGCAUCUUGAAUAAGGGUCUGAAGAGCAACGUGAAACCUUGCACUAGACUCAAUUCAAUCAUACAAUAAAUGCUUUCCGAACAGUUUUUCUACCGUAAA
This is a messenger RNA of Tigriopus californicus, 953 nucleotides long. RefSeq lists its product as uncharacterized. The record is from RefSeq and is a predicted model, not a curated record. Lineage: Eukaryota; Metazoa; Arthropoda; Copepoda; Harpacticoida; Harpacticidae.